ACACAUAUCUUGUAACUUAUAAAUACUCAAAAUAAUAUCAGUUAAUGAUACAGCCAAGUUCCAACGAAAGUGCCAAUGAGAAUCCAAUCUAGCUCCCUAUUUCAUCUUUUCAUUAUAGGUUGUAUAGUACAUGGUAAAGUAUCAUGUCAUGAAGUAACAUUCUAUGUGCAAAAUAAAUGCCCAUUUCCCAUUUGGCCGGCUGUUGCCCCCAACUCUGGCCAGCCGGUGCUAUCAUCCGGUGGAUUUUACCUGCCAUGUGGAAAUACCAGACGCAUUGAUGUUCCUUGGGGUUGGAAUGGUCGUAUUUGGGCUAGAACCGGCUGUGAUUUCACUUCAAAUUGGAAUCAAGCUUGUGAAACGGGUGAUUGUGAUGGACGUUUGGAGUGUAACGGGUUGAUCGGAAAACCACCGGCAACACUUAUCCAAAUUGCGGUACAAGCAGACAAAUCGAAACUCAAUUUCUAUGAUGUAAGUCUUGUGGACGGUUAUAAUCUCCCGGUCACAGUGACCUCCAAGCCCAUGUCAUCCAAAUGCACCAUCUUUGGUUGCCAUAGAGAUCUCAAAACCACAUGUCCCGAAGAAUUACAGGUUGUGAACAAAGAAGGACGAGUCGUGGCAUGCAAGAGUGCUUGCUUAGCGUUUGAUAACGACAGGUUUUGCUGUCGGAAUGCGUACGGAACGCCGGAUAAGUGCAAACGAACUACGUACUCUAUGUUGUUUAAAGAAGCAUGUCCCAGUUAUUACAGUUAUGCCUAUGACGCACCUCCUCCUUUGGUCUCUUGCGCUGCCAAAGAAUAUAUUAUCACGUUUUGUCCGUCAAGUUGGGGUCACAGUUCCACGUAAAAAAAAUCUCCAAAAGAAUACUAUACGAAGAUACUCUAUGUAUUUACUUACAACACAAGAAGUAUGUAUUUGAUUUAGUAUAAAUUAUGAUUUUUGCUAACCAGUAUAAAGUAUGAUUAUGAACGGAUUAUAUGUAUUUCCUGGGCAUAUUAACGGAAUGUGAAAUGUGAGAUGUACCGUUAGAUAAUAUUUUCGGAAAUGGUGAUGGUCGUGCAAUGUAAAAUUAAAUCAGGCAAUUACAAAAAUCAUUUACUAA
Molecule: messenger RNA, 1099 nt
Organism: Brassica rapa (field mustard)
Lineage: Eukaryota; Viridiplantae; Streptophyta; Magnoliopsida; Brassicales; Brassicaceae
Product: thaumatin-like protein
Source: RefSeq, a predicted model, not a curated record